Nerophis ophidion (straightnose pipefish) is the source of this 2314-nucleotide messenger RNA. RefSeq lists its product as uncharacterized. Bases 1 to 1953 code for a protein of 650 amino acids. Gene Ontology annotation, molecular function: nucleic acid binding. NCBI's taxonomy places the organism in Eukaryota, Metazoa, Chordata, Actinopteri, Syngnathiformes, Syngnathidae. The record is from RefSeq and is a predicted model, not a curated record. The transcript has a single exon. Gene Ontology annotation, biological process: DNA integration.
AUGCUCAAGCCGCUACAUGACCUGCUUUGUCAAGGAAAGAAGUGGAAUUGGAGUGAUGCCUGUCAAGAGGUUUUUCAGAAAACAAAGGAGACAUUAGUGACAUCAGGGGUUCUGACCCAUUUUGAUCCAUCACUCCCCAUUCAGUUGGCCUGCGAUGCAUCCCCGUAUGGAGUGGGGGCGGUCAUUUCACAUUUAAUGCCGAACGGGGUAGAGAGGCCCAUAGCAUUUGCAUCACGGACCUUGAACAAAGCAGAGACUAACUAUGCUCAGAUAGAGCGGGAGGCGUUGAGCAUCGUCUAUGGGGUUCGCAAGUUCCAUCAGUACCUGUAUGGGAGACAGUUUACACUGCUGACGGAUCACCGACCCCUGACAACCAUCCUGGGGUCGCACACUGGGUUACCCUCACUUGCCGCGAGUCGCAUGCAGCGGUGGGCGUUGCUACUGUCGGCUCACUCGUAUGACAUCAAGUAUCGCAAGGCCGACCUGCACGGCAAUGCCGAUGCACUGUCCAGGUUGCCUCUUCCUAUCACCAGGCCUGAGCCACGGGCAGCAGAAAUAUUUUACUUCAGUCAGGUGGAUGGUGCGCCAGUUUCUGCUGCUCAUGUGAGGAGGGCCUCUCGCACGGACCCUGUCCUGUCUGCGGUGAUGGACAUGGUGAUGGGGGGUAGAUCAGGUGGCGAUGCCCCCAGUAUUCAACCUUAUCUCUCCAGGAGAGCAGAACUGUCUGUGCAAUCUGGUUGCUUACUGUGGGGGAGGAGGGUGGUUAUUCCCCCAUCAUUGCGUAAAUCUGUUCUGCAGCAGCUCCAUGCAGGUCACAGUGGAAUAGUUCGAAUGAAGGAGAUAGCAAGGAGUUACUUCUGGUGGCCAGGAGUGGACAGAGAGAUAGAGACUACCGCCAAAACCUGUUCCUCAUGCCAAGAAGUUAGGAAGGCACCCCAACUAGCUCCUCUACAUCCCUGGGAGUUUCCCGAAGAACCAUGGCAACGGGUGCACAUUGAUUUUGCAGGACCUGUAGAGGGUUGUAUGCUCCUUGUGUGUGUGGACGCCCACAGUAAGUGGCCGGAAGUGGCCAUAAUGAAAACCACUACCACUACAAAGACGAUUGAGAGGCUGGGGGAGAUUUUCAGCCGGUUCGGUUCUCCUCUUCAGUUGGUCUCAGAUAACGGGCCACAACUGGUGUCACAAGAAAUGACUACCUUCCUUGAAGCAAAUGGCGUACAACACAUUCGAUCCGCACCAUUUCACCCUGCGACCAACGGUCUGGCUGAAAGGUUUGUGCAGACCAUGAAGAAAGCUUUAAAGACAUCUCAAGAGCAAGGAUCAUUUCAUCAGAGAUUGCAUAGAUUCCUGUUGAGCUAUAGGAAUACCCCCCAUGCCACUACUAAAGUUUCCCCCGCUUUUCUGAUGUUCAAAAGAAACCUUCGAACAAACUUUGACUUUCUGAAGCCAACAACGGUGAAGGAUAUUGUUCAGCAUCAACAGGAGAAACAGAUUCAACAAAGAAUGCAGAAGGCUAAAGAAAGAGUCUUCUUUCCGGAUGAGCCAGUGUUAGCAAGGAACUACAGUACUGGCCCCCGAUGGGUCCCUGCAACUAUAGUAAAGCAAUCUGGUCCUGUCUCUUACACCGUCAGUACUGCUGCUGGACUGGUAUGGAAAAGACACAUCGAUCAACUUCUUCAGGCGACAGCAGCGGCCCCCAACCAGCCGUCGGUGGAUACUCCGAACGAGUUAGAGUUCAGCGCACCCCAUCUCCUGCUGCCACCACCCCAAAGAACAAUGGAAUAUACUGGUGAGACUUCUGCUUUUGACUCUUCACUACAAGAUCCUGUGAUGGAUGUUCCAACACGCACGGCUGUUCCAGAGUCACCCAGCGGAGACCGUAAGACUGAACAUUCUGUUGAGCCCCGUUAUCCGGUAAGAGAACGCCGUCCUCCAGAACGCCUGAAUUUAUAGACUCUAUGUUUAGAGACCAACCCAAACCAACUGGGGCAGAAUAAUCCCCAUGGGUGUGGUCACGGGGUGAGGCCGUUUAACCUCAUCUCAGAGUUAUGUUGGGUAACUGUUACCAAACAAUGUAAAAAAAAAAAAAAAAAAAAAAAAAAAAAAAAAAAUUGGUGAAGUGCCCAUGAUACAGUUGAGUUAUGGUGUUUUGCUAUAAGGAUUUUGUUUUUGGGGGGGGGGUUUCUAAGGGGGGAGGAGAUGUUAUGUUUUUGGACAUCGCAACUUGCCGUAGUUGUAAGCAAUGCAUGAUGGGAAUCCGGAUGUUGUGUCGUUGUAUUGAAGUGCGACUGAAAUAAAGACACGCUAAGAAAUA